AUGCUUUUCGUGCCUCUUGGAAUGCAACUGAUUGCACCACGAAAUACCGCCGAGGAGUGGAGCAUGGUAUUUCUUUUCACCGCUAUCGUACUGAUAAUUACCAACGUCAUAUUUUGCGUAUUUGGUAGAGGCGAAGCAUGUAAAUGGACAACAGAAGAAUUUAUUAUAAAGAAGGCAACAAGCACACCGGAACUCUUCGUUACAAGUCUUCAGCAAGCAUCGCCGGGCAAAGUUCUCCCACAGCCAGUACAGAAACUGCACAAUGAUUUAGCGCAGUGCAGUUGA
Messenger RNA from Gongylonema pulchrum, 285 nucleotides. Lineage: Eukaryota; Metazoa; Nematoda; Chromadorea; Rhabditida; Gongylonematidae. The record is from the annotation of a GenBank genome assembly.